AACUGCAAUAAAAUCGCUAUGAGAGUGCAUGUGAUACAAAAUUUAGUAAAUAGUUAACGAUGAAUACAUCAAGUAUGAAGCAUGUCGUAACCUUCGACGAAAAAUGUAAGGAAGGUAAGUCAAGAACAAACUUAAGAAUGGGUAGCAGAGGAGUCGGGGACAUUCCAACUAUAUUUCAUCCUCAACAAACUCAUACUUCAAAUAUCAUUCUUGGUGACAAUCAACAGAACCAUGGUCCCCAAAGCAGUAUUGGUCAAGUUACUCAUGAUAAUUCUGGACGUGAACAGCAACAAGGAUGUAGUGUUACCGGUGGGUGUGGUGAUUCCGCUGCGGGUUGUCGUCCUCUGGAGACAAGCGGAGGCGCCGCUGAAGGAACUGGUGGUAGUCAAGGACAUAAUGCGAGCCAAAUACAAAUUCAACCUCAUAUGUCAGCACCUUCUGUUACGUAUCAACAAAGAUCGAAUUCUUUAACAGCUUGUUACGCAUCCUGUUGUGCUGAAUCCGCAAAAAAGAUAUAUUUUGGAGUAUGUGUAACAAUAUUUGUCACAGCAAGUUGGGUCGGCGCAACACAUUGUAUCAAAUAUUUAUAUUUUCACAAACUUGACAGUCCGAAUUAUUUAUCAUCUUCGAACUCGUCUGUGACAGAACUUCAUGAUCAGCACUCGGUUCCAUACAAUGCGCCAUUCUUCACAACGUGGUUUUGUACAAACUGGGAAAUACUUUACUUCCCUAUUUAUUUUCUCUGUCAGGCGGCAAGAAUCAAAUGUAACACUCCAUCGGAAAUAAUCGCAGAAAAUUUGCGUGGAUUCCGCGAUAAAGGCUUUACUAUUGGUCGUUUUUUGAUCAGAUGCAGUCUUUUUUGUGGACUCUGGGUGGUCACCAAUUAUAUGUAUAUUUAUUCGCUCAGGAUAUUAUUAGCCACCGAUGUAAUGGCUCUCUUUGCAACAAACGUAUCCUGCGCUUACUUAUUAUCAUGGGUCAUCCUUCACGAGCAGUUUGUUGGUGUACGGAUAGUAGCAGUAAUUUUAUGCAAUACUGGGAUUGCACUCUUAGCGUACAUGGAUGGAAUAACCGGAAGUCCCACCUUGGGAGGUGUUGUUUUAGCAACAUCUGCAGCGGCUGGUUCCGCAGUCUACAAGGUGCUGUUUAAGAAAGUUAUAGGAGAAACAACAUUUGGGCAAAUGUCUUUGUUCUUUUCUCUUAUUGGAUUGUGCAAUGUAGCAUUGUUGUGGCCAAUUUGUUUGGCGUUAUACUUUUCGGGAGCCGAGAGUGCACACUGGGAACGGUUACCAUGGACAGCAUUACUUUUAGCGAGCAUUCUUCAUUUAGUUGCGAACAUGCUUGGUAACUUCAGUAUUGCUCUGACAUACGACUUAUUUAUUACGUUGGGGCUGAUCACAGCCGUACCUGUGUCUGCUGCGUUAGAUGUUGUUUUAUACGGAGCCCAUUUUGUGGGCAUGAAACUAUACUCGUAUACUGAAAGGAACUAUCUUUAUGAACAGCCUAACAUAGCAUAUGACAUUUAG
This is a messenger RNA of Dufourea novaeangliae, 1526 nucleotides long. Its product is annotated as putative thiamine transporter SLC35F3. The transcript is spliced from 10 exons. The coding region runs from base 60 to 1526 and encodes 488 amino acids. NCBI's taxonomy places the organism in Eukaryota, Metazoa, Arthropoda, Insecta, Hymenoptera, Halictidae. The record is from RefSeq and is a predicted model, not a curated record.